GAGAAGAUGGCGGUCUCCACAGCAUUUAAUUAUCAUUCAGAAAUGAUAGAAUCUAAAGGAGUUAAAGUUCCUCGGAAUUUUCGCUUGUUGGAAGAACUUGAAGAAGGACAGAAAGGAGUAGGUGAUGGCACGGUUAGCUGGGGCCUUGAAGAUGACGAAGACAUGACACUCACAAGGUGGACAGGCAUGAUCAUUGGGCCGCCAAGGACAAACUAUGAAAACAGAAUAUAUAGUCUGAAGGUAGAAUGUGGAUCUAAAUACCCAGAAGCUCCUCCAUCCGUUAGAUUUGUAACAAAAAUUAAUAUGAAUGGAAUCAAUAAUUCCAGUGGAAUGCUCAGGACCUCAGCCCAUGGAAUGGUGCCACCCACAUUUAGGGUGGAUGCACGAAGCAUACCAGUAUUAGCAAAAUGGCAAAAUUCCUAUAGCAUUAAAGUUGUCCUCCAAGAGCUAAGACGUCUAAUGAUGUCCAAAGAAAAUAUGAAGCUUCCACAACCACCGGAAGGACAAACAUACAACAACUGAGUUUAGUGGAUCUCAAACUUGUCUUAAAUCAACAGCCUUCUACUCAUGUUAAUGUCUUGAUUAAAUAUCACCAUGCAAAAUACCCACACAUUAAGUAAAAGAAUUCCAGCUGGUAAACAUGACCUGGACAUUUGCAAGAAUAUAUUUAAUAUAUGUGCACCUAUUAUGUUUUCAGGUAACAGGAGAAGUGCGGCACAAGUUUUCUUUCUCUUCUUAAAGCACUGUCAUGUAGACAUGAGCCUGAAGUCUUCAAAAUUGAAUUCAGGUUUUCAAGACAAAAGCACGGCAAAGGAGUGUCAGGUGGCAGUGGAAACCUUUGUCUUUCUGAACAAUAAAGUCUCAAGAAGGAAGAGCAGAAAUGGCAUGCUUUAUUCAUGCUUAGACUACAGAACUGUUUAAAGUAGCAGGUAUAAUGAGUAGUCACAGUUGUGUUAACUCGAAGCGGUGCGGGUGUGGGUGCUGACUACUAUAGCAUCAAAAUAGCUUCAGGAUUGUUUUGAUACCUGUAUUUAUAAUAAAAAGAUGUUUGGGGUAUUGAUGAAUCUCUGUUAAAAGCUGUUCCCGUUUGUUCCAUGUAACAGACAUGAUAAAUAUUUGUUUACAGUCUUUGUUUAAUAAAACAUGCUUAGAGGUUUUAAGUGAAGCAACGAAAAGGAAAUAGGUGUAUGGAUAUGUGAUUUCAGAUCAAAGUUAGUCUUGAAAUGUAAAUAAAAUGCGGAAUGUGUCCUCAGACUGUGCUAUUUCUGUUACAUUGGUAUUAUCUAUAGUAGCCAUAUCAAGGUGGCAAAAUUGGGCAUUAUUAAUCUAGGCAUAAUGGUGUCAGAAGCAAAAAGAUUGCAAGUUCCAGGCCAGCCUGGGCUGGUGAAUAAGAUUGCAUUUUAAACAAAACCAAAACAAAACCAGAAACAUUGAGAAUAUCACAGAUUUUCAUUGAAACACAUCUUUUACUUAUUCUAUUUUAUAUGCUUGCGGUUGGAAUUUACAGAGUAUUUUCUUUGACAUAUUACAUGCUUAGUUGAAUUUCUUUGCACAAAGAGGUAUCCCAGUUACGUUUCUAAUUUGAUUUCAUCAUAGGUAAUAGUCAAAAAGGACAUUUGCAUUUUAGCAAUUUUUAUAGUUAUAGACUACAAAUUAUUUAAGUAUCCAUUACUUUUCUCUUUGUAACAUCUUUAUUUCUAUAUGAAACUUUAGGUUAUUUACAUUGAAUGUAUUGAACACAUUUCCUUCCUAUCAUUUUUUUUAGUUGUUAUUUAAUUUGGGUGUGUGUACAUAUGCGUGUGCAUCUGUGGAGGUCAGAGGAUUCCUUUGUGGAGUUGGUUCUCUCCUCCACUUUUAUGUGUGUUCCUGGUGUUGAACUCUGAUCACCAUGCUUGUGAACAAGUGCCUUCACUGCUGAGCCAUCUCAUUGGUCCCCUCCCCCAUCCUUUAAGACCAACAAAAGUUAUUUUACCCAUUCCACUUCACUUUCACGUUAACAAACCUAUGUUUGAACUUGAAAGUUCAUUUUUGUUCUUUUAUCAAGGUGACAAAGAUUUAUUGUUUUAAUAAAAAAAUUAGAUGUUCAAACUUUACCUAUAAAGAAAGUCAAGGAAAAGUAUUAAUAGUAAGCUGUGGAUUAUCGAUCUAUUUCAUUCGUUACUUUUAUAGCAAGAACAGGUUUCUUGAAACAUACUUGGCGUGUUUUAAGCUGUUUCAAAGUUAAAACUUUUUGUCAGCAUUGCAUUAAUUAAACUCUUGACAGUUUGUUUAAACAUCAUCUUCACUGUUACUGGUAUUUUGAAACGGUAUCACUGUGUAGCCUAUGAUGGCCUCAAACUUGCAGCAGUAUUCCUGUCUGAGCAUUCUAAGUACUGGUUCACCAUGUUCAGCAUAAAUGCACCAAUUUGAACACAGUUGAAUUAUCAAAGAUGUUUUUCUUCGUGUGUGUGUGUGUUUGUGUUUGUGUGGGUGCAUGUAGAGGCCUUAAGGUUGCUGUCAAGAAUCUUUCUCAAUUACUCUUUCACUUUAUAAUUUGAGACAGGGUUUCUAAGUGAACCCAGAGCUCACUGAUGCAGCUAGUCUUGCUAAUCAGCUUGUUGCAGAGAUCCCCUGCCUCUGCUUUCCAAGGCUGGAAUUACAGCCUCACCUAUCAUUUUGAUGUGGGUUCUGGGGAUCUGAUCUCCCGACAGGCAUUUCAACCAUUGAGCCAUCUCAUCAGUCCCUCAAAGACGUUCUAAGUAUUGCAAAACAACACAACAUACACAGUUUGUUUCAUGUAUAAUUUAUUAAAACAGACUUAAGUGUUAUCCUGAAUUAUUAGCCUAGUAUUUUAACUGUUCAAGAUUAAGUUGAAUUGCACUGACAGUAUAGAGUCAUUAUCAGUAUGAUCUUUUCUGCCUUGAAAAUGUGUCUUGUGAUUCUUGAAAGCUAGUAAGUGUUGGGAUGCUUUUUGUAGGCUGGGAUUUGGUACGUUUGCCUCAUGUCCUCACUGUAUGCUACUGUGGAAGUCCUCUCGUCUGCCCAAGUCUGUUGUCAGAGUCCAGCCUAUAAAACAACCCUUUCUUGUGUUAGGGAUCGUGGACCUUAGCAGAAAUCUGUGACUCAGUUAACAGAUUCCAAAGCAGAAUCCAUUAUGCAUGUAACAGUUGCAAUAUAUAUGAUAAUCUAAGAUAUCAUAAUUGAUGAAAUUUAAGGGUUAAUAGAGCCUCUUUAAAAUAGAAGCCAUCAGUUUUAAAGCAAAUUUUCCUUUGUAAAGUGGCUAGGGUUGCAGGAAUGUUGUGGUAUAAACAGACAAGGAAAUUACCAUAGAAAUUUGUUUCAGAGAGUUCAGGUGUGACCCU
This is a messenger RNA of Chionomys nivalis (European snow vole), 3341 nucleotides long. It is a transcript of the gene Ube2v2, whose product is annotated as ubiquitin conjugating enzyme E2 V2. Lineage: Eukaryota; Metazoa; Chordata; Mammalia; Rodentia; Cricetidae. Bases 7 to 522 code for a protein of 171 amino acids. Gene Ontology annotation, biological process: protein K63-linked ubiquitination; DNA damage tolerance. Gene Ontology annotation, cellular component: nucleus. The transcript has 6 exons. The record is from RefSeq and is a predicted model, not a curated record.